This is a messenger RNA of Exophiala bonariae, 1986 nucleotides long. RefSeq lists its product as uncharacterized. NCBI's taxonomy places the organism in Eukaryota, Fungi, Ascomycota, Eurotiomycetes, Chaetothyriales, Herpotrichiellaceae. Bases 1 to 1986 code for a protein of 661 amino acids. The transcript is spliced from 4 exons. The record is from RefSeq and is a predicted model, not a curated record.
AUGGCGGCCUACCAACCCGAAUCCACGCUGUCUUUGACAGCAGCAGGCAAGAAGGUGAUCGCCAACGCGGUCCCGAUCUCAACCACCAUGACUGAGGCCGUAUUCGAGGUCGAUGUCCUUGAGAGAGUCAAACCUCCACCAGCCUCUAAAUGGGGCCAAUACCUUGCCGUCAUCUCCUUUGCCAAUUUGCUUCUCUUCAUUCUGGGCCUCUGGCUCAACAUCUUUGCAGCUCAGGCACAAGGUCAAGGCCUUCGUGUUUUGCUUGUUCCCUUCGUCUUUGCACUGUCUCAAAUCUUCGAACACAGCUCUGCAAUCACAGAAGCAUUGUGGCACUACUGCAUCUUCCUCAACAAGAAGAUCGUUGCCUGUCCUGUCCUUCGUCUUCGGGGUAAUCAUGUUCCUCCUGUCGUUAUGAUAAUCGUCACUUGUGGUGAACCACUAGACAUUAUCCUUGACACCAUCAAAGCAGCACUGGACGUCGACUAUCCAAAAGACAAACUUCGACUCAUCGUUGCCGAUGAUGGCAAUGAUGUCAACUUGAGAAACCAUGUGUCUCAGUUGCAACAUUCUGGAAACACUCAUCUCUCUUAUACUUACCGUGUAGUUGGAAAGGGAUACAAAGCCGGCAAUCUCAAUGAGUGUCUCAAGAAAUUCGUGCCCGCAUUGAAUUUCAAAUUCGAAUGGAUUUGUGUUCUCGAUGCCGAUAUGAUGCCAGAACCCCACAUCCUGCGUGCAUUGAUUCCCCACACCGUUAACCGAGACGAAGUCGGCAUGGUGACGACUGGUCAGCACUUUUACAACAUUCCUGCCAAUGAUCCCCUCUAUCAAUCCAACAUCACCGGUCCUCAUGCUGAAGAUGGUGCAAGAGAUAGUUGUGGAGCUGCCUGGUGUCCAGGUUCUGGCUUCAUCAUGCGCUUCAAAGCUUGGUGCGACAUUGGAGGCUUUCCUGAAUAUGCCAUCACGGAAGAUCUCUUCACAAGCUGGCAUCUGCAUGGAAGAGGCUGGAAGACAAUGCUCGUUCAUGAAGUCUUGCAAUGGGGCUUGCAGCCAGACUGCUUCGUUGUCCACAUGAAGCAACGUCGUCGAUGGUGGACUGGUCAUAUUUCACGCGCCAUCACCACCAACCUAUCUUUGUCCGAUGAGAGAUUGGAAGGUGCUAAUUUUGUCCAAAGAUACGCAAUGUUUCAGCAUUGCAUGCGGCCAUUUUUUAACACUGUCUUCAAGGUCAUCUCUUUGGUGUUGAUUAUUGUUUGUGUCGCCACGGGUGAGAAGGUCCUUGCAACUCCUUCCAAGUACCACGUGCUCCCUAUCUUCUUGAGCCUGGUCAUUCGAAGUGGUAUUUCUCGAUACAAUGAAGUCAAGGAUCUUCCAGACCUUGACAGAGUAUGGAACAUGCGUAGACGACAUGCGACCAACACCUGGUUGGGUCUUCAUUUUGCAGUCGAUACUGUCAAGGCCGUUCUUCCUACUCUUCUCAAAGGCAAAGUACAUAUCAAGCCUCUUGGCUUUGAAGUCUCUGGCGUCGAGGAGAAGAAACAAGAUUCGGCUCAUGAACGAAACAAAGAUCAGCGAGGAUGGUGGUUCCAGCGUGUCAUCCUCAUGCACCAGAAGGAGAGAAUCCUCUACCAUCCUCUCAUGGCAAUUGCUGUCACUGCUAUCAUCAUCCAUCAGUGUUUGAAACUCAACAUGCACUCCAACAACUUCUGGCAUGACCUUACCUUGUCAGUGGGAUUUCCUGGUCUGGGUCUGAUUGAAUUGCUACCUCUCGAAUUCACACCCGUCCUCUAUGCCAUGUUCCCCCCAAGCAUGCCCAGCAGACGUGAACUGAUGACCUGGGUGGAGAAGAAGGAAAUGUGGCUGCCCAAGGCUGAAGCGAAAAAGAUGGUAUGGACAGCAUCAACCAGUGUCUGGCUUGAGAUUCCACAUCUCAUUGCCUUCUUCUGGUUGAUGUUCGUGAUGUACAUUCAGCCAUGGCAACUUGUGUAA